AUGAAAUCACACACAAAAUCAACUAAACAUUUGGAUAUUCACGAAGAAGAUGAAAUAGAUAGUAAUAUUAAUAAUAAUAUUAAUAAUAAUAAUACUAAUGAUUCAACUCAACCAACCAGUACAACAACAACAGCAGCAGCAGCAGCAGCAUCAGCAACAGCAACAGCAACAAACAUAAAUUCAGCAAUGGAGCCAAUGAUACCGAGGAAUUUAAUAUUAAUAUCUGCCUCUGUACAGAGACUCUCUAGUCAUAUAUUGGAUAGAUUCAAAAUUGUCAAAUAUUCAUACUCUGAUAAACCAGUUUAUAUAUUCACAGCCAUUAGAGGGCCAUACAGGUCUUACUCUUACACAUCAUUCCUGAUACACCUAUCACUGAUAGACCAACAAAGGUACAAGAAAAAGGAGGAUGCUGAUGAAGAGAUAGAGGAGCAAUAG
Messenger RNA from Cavenderia fasciculata, 435 nucleotides. RefSeq lists its product as uncharacterized. The record is from RefSeq and is a predicted model, not a curated record. Bases 1 to 435 code for a protein of 144 amino acids. Lineage: Eukaryota; Evosea; Eumycetozoa; Acytosteliales; Cavenderiaceae. The transcript has 5 exons.